UGAGCCCGGGGAGGUGGGAGGAGGCGGCGUUUCCGGCCGUCGUCGCUGUCCAGGGAGGCUGAGACGAGAGGGAGCUGUCCGGGUGGGGAGCCCGCACUACCUUCUUCCUUUUCCUCCUCCCCCGGUGAGGGGAGAGAAGGUUGGGGCCCCGAGCCCAUGGACUGGGAGGAGGCGGAGGCCGCCGAGAGCCGGGGCCCCGCUAUGUGCCCCUGAGCCCCGUGUACUGGUUCUGCCAGUCUGGAAGGCCAUGGAGAGGAGGCUGGGAGUCAAGCCAAGUCUCGCUUCCUGGAUUUUAUCAGGAUAUUGUUGGCAGACAUCCAUGAAGUGGUUGAGAAGCCAGUACCUGUUUUAUACUUGCUUCUGCUUCAGUGCUCUGUGGUUGUCAACAGAUGCUGUUGAAAGCAGGUGCCACCAGGGGAAGACACAAUUUGGAGUUGGCCUGAGAACUGGAAGAGAAAAUCACUUCUGGCUUCUUAAAGGAACCCCGUCUCUCCAUUCAUGUUGGGCUGCCUGCUGUCAGGACUCGGCCUGCCAUGCUCUUUGGUGGCUAGAAGGGAUAUGCAUUCAGGCUGACUGCAGCAAGCCCCAGAGCUGCCAGCCUUUUAGGACAGACUCUUCUAAUUCCAUGCUGGUAUUUUUUAAAAAAUUCCAAGCUACAGAUGAUUUGGGCUUUCUAUCUGAAGAGGAUAUACCACAUAUUCUGGAGGAGGCCUCUUGGAGGAGACUGAGCCCAUCCAGAGCUCCAUUCAGAUCUGCUGUAUUUUCCAGUGACCAACAGAGCUUAAUCAGGAAGCUUCAGAAGAGAGAUAUUUCCAGAGAAGUCCUUCCACCYAUAGUAGCACAGCAUUCUAAAGAGAAUGACUCCAACGAACUAGGUGUUCUGAGUGCCAGUGGCUUGGCAGAGGUCCAGAAGGCAGUUACAGUUUCCAGUCCCUUAACCACAGACCUGACUACAGAGAUUGCUGGUCAGCCAAAGAGUGUAUCAGUCCAACCUGAAACAACAGAGGAUCCUGGAAUUAUAGCCAGCACUCAGCAAGUAAAAAGUCCUGGGAAAAUCCAAACUGCUAUCCCUCUUCCAGUGGCUCCCUCCUAUAUUCAUACAACUCCUACCCCCCAGGCUUCCUUCCAGAGCACAUCAGCACCAUAYCCAGUUAUAAAGGAACUUGUGGUAUCUGCUGGGAAGAGUGUCCAGAUGACCCUGCCUAAGAAUGAAGUUCAAUUAAAUGCAUAUGUUCUCCAAGAACCCCAGAAAGGAGAAACCUACACCUACGACUGGCAGCUGAUUACUCAUCCUAAAGACUACAGUGGAGAAAUGGAAGGGAAACAUUCCCAGAUCAUGAAACUAUCCAAGCUGACUCCAGGCCUGUAUGAAUUCAAAGUGAUCGUAGAUGGUCAAAAUGCCCACGGGGAAGGCUAUGUGAAUGUGACAGUAAAGCCAGAACCCCGUAAGAAUCGGCCUCCUGUUGCUAUCGUGUCACCCCAGUUCCAGGAGAUCUCUUUGCCAACCACAUCUACAGUCAUUGAUGGCAGCCAAAGCACUGAUGAUGAUAAAAUCGUCCAGUAUCAUUGGGAGGAACUUAAGGGGCCUCUGAGAGAAGAGAAGAUUUCUGAAGAUACAGCCAUAUUAAAACUAAGCAAACUGGUCCCUGGGAACUACACCUUCAGCUUGACUGUAGUAGACUCUGAUGGAGCUACCAGCUCCACCACUGCAAGUCUGACAGUGAACAAAGCUGUGGAUUAUCCCCCUGUGGCCAACGCAGGCCCCAACCAAGUGAUCACCCUGCCUCAAAAUUCCAUCACUCUCUUUGGGAACCAGAGCACUGAUGAUCAUGGCAUCAGCAGCUAUGAGUGGUCACUCAGCCCAAGCAGCAAGGGGAAGGUGGUAGAGAUGCAGGGUGUUAGAACACCAACUCUGCAACUCUCUGCAAUGCAAGAAGGAGACUAUACCUACCAACUCACGGUGACUGACACAAUAGGACAGCAAGCCACCGCUCAAGUGACUGUUAUUGUGCAGCCUGAAAACAACAAGCCCCCUCAGGCAGAUGCGGGCCCAGAUAAAGAAUUGACCCUGCCUGUGGACAGCACAACCCUGGAUGGCAGCAAGAGCUCAGAUGAUCAGAGAAUUAUCUCCUAUCUCUGGGAAAAAACACAAGGACCUGACGGGGUGCAGCUGGAGAAUGCUAACAGCAGCGUUGCCACUGUGAGUGGGCUGCAAGUAGGGACUUACGUGUUCACCUUGACUGUCAAAGAUGAGAGGAACCUACAAAGCCAGAGCUCUGUGAACGUCAUUGUCAAAGAAGAAAUGAACAAACCACCCAUAGCCAAGAUAUUGGGGAAUGUGGUGAUUACCUUACCCAUGAACACAGCAGAGCUGGAUGGCUCCAAGUCCUCAGAUGACAAGGGAAUAGUCAGCUACCUCUGGACUCGAGAUGAAGGGAGCCCAGCAGCUGGGGAGGUGUUGAAUCACUCUGACCAUCAUCCUGUCCUCUUUCUUUCCAACCUGGUUGAGGGAACCUACACAUUCCACCUGAAAGUGACUGAUGCAAAGGGUGAGAGUGACACAGACCGGACAACUGUGGAGGUGAAACCUGAUCCCAGGAAAAACAACCUGGUGGAGAUCAUCUUGGAUGUCAACGUCAGUCAGCUAACUGAGAGGCUGAAGGGGAUGUUCAUCCGCCAGAUUGGGGUCCUCCUGGGGGUGCUGGAUUCCGACAUCAUUGUGCAAAAGAUUCAGCCGUACACGGAGCAGAGCACCAAGAUGGUAUUUUUUGUUCAGAAUGAACCUCCGCACCAGAUCUUCAAAGGCCACGAGGUGGCAGCAAUGCUCAAGAGUGAGCUGCGAAAGCAAAARGCAGACUUCCUGAUAUUCGGAGCCCUGGAGAUCAACACUGUCACAUGUCAACUGAACUGUUCUGAGCAUGGCCACUGUGAUUCAUUCACCAAAAAAUGUAUCUGUGACCCUUUUUGGAUGGAGAAUUUCAUCAAGGUGCAGCUGAGAGAUGGAGACAGCAAUUGUGAAUGGAGUGUGUUGUACGUUAUCAUUGCUACCUUUGUGAUUGUUGUUGCCUUGGGGAUCCUGUCUUGGACCACAAUCUGUUGUUGUAAGAGGCAAAAAGGAAAACCCAAGAGGAAAAGCAGGUACAGGAUCCUGGAUGCCACUGAUCAGGAGAGCCUGGAGCUGAAGCCGACCUCCCGAGCAGGUGUCAAACACAAAGGCCCCAUGCUGAGCAGCAGCCUGAUGCACUCUGAAUCGGAACUGGACAGCGAUGAUGCCAUUUUCACGUGGCCAGACCGGGAGAAGGGCAAGCUCCUGCAUGGUCAGAAUGGCUCUGUACCCAACGGGCAGACACCGCUGAAGGCUAGGAGCCCACGGGAGGAGAUCUUAUAGCUAUCUGGUCUGUCUCCUCAGAGUAGGGGUUGGUAGUGCCAGGGCCCAAGCACUGCCAGGCUGGUUCCCUAUCACCCAGGUCCCAGGGCAGCUGAUCUCCCAGUAUAUGCUGGUCACUCCACCCCAACCCCCCACCCCAAAACUACUGGUACUUGAAUCACAGACACUGUCCAGGAACCCAUGAGCGAAGCUGUGAAUGAAGAGAUUUCCUCUUUGAACCUGUCUGGUAGGCCCCCAGAACAUCCUCACCUCAGGGGCUCCUUUAUUGCAAGUCCCUCUUCCCCACCCAAGGGCAAGUACGGCCUGCUUCAGCAUCCUCUCCAGCUGCCCUGUGGUAGUGCUACUGGACCCAGGGUGCUACACAGAACCAAGAGCCAACAGCCUCCUGGCUCCAGGGGCUCAAUGGAGGGUAUGUUCUUUCUUCUCUUCUCUGGGGCAUAGUGGGCCCCCUGGCAAGGCCAAGAGGAUGUGGCAUCCCUGCCCCACCACAGAUACUA
Messenger RNA from Urocitellus parryii (Arctic ground squirrel), 3885 nucleotides. RefSeq names its product KIAA0319 like. Gene Ontology annotation, cellular component: Golgi apparatus; membrane; cytoplasmic vesicle. NCBI's taxonomy places the organism in Eukaryota, Metazoa, Chordata, Mammalia, Rodentia, Sciuridae. The record is from RefSeq and is a predicted model, not a curated record. Gene Ontology annotation, biological process: neuron migration.